AUGGAUUGGUGCUGGUUUAUCUUUCUGUGUUCAAUUAGUUUAGCAAAAGCACAAUUUAGUGUUUAUGAUCAAACAAUCAUUCCAUUUAGUAUUUAUAAUGCAGAUGGAAAUCCCAAUAACAUUAUAACAAACAUUCGUUGGUGUUGUGUGAAUGAACGUGAAUAUGAGAAAUGUUUAACUUGGUCGAAUGCAUUAACAUCAUCGAACAUAACUCGUUCUUCACUUGCUUGUAUUGCUGGUUUGGAUAAAUUUGAUUGUUAUCGUAAAAUUUUCAACGAUGAAGCUGAUUUAAUGACUGCUGACUCAGGAGAAAUUUAUACAGCUGGUAGAUAUUAUAAUCUUGUUCCAAUUGCCAAUGAACUUUAUUCACCUGUUUACAAUGGUCCAAGUGCAAAUACAUAUUAUUCAGUUGCUGUUGUUCGUGCUGGUUCAAUGAUAAAUUUGAAUAAUUUACAAGGUGCUCGUUCAUGUCAUUCUUCUGUUGGUUCAUCAUCAGGAUGGAAUCAACCAAUUUCCCAAUUAUUACGUGAUCGUCGAUUGAAUAUUAUUGAUUGUAAUAAUCAUGUGAAAUCUGCUGCAUUAUUAUUUGGUUCAAUGUGUGCACCAGAUGCAUUAAAUCGACAAUUUAAUCCAACAGGAGAUAAUCCUUCAACAGUUUGUGAUCUUUGUCAAGGUUCAACAGGAAAUACAUUUUGUACAAAUCAAGAUCCAUAUGCAGGAAAUAUUGGUGCAUUGACAUGUUUACUCAAUCGUGGUGAUAUCGCUUUUGUUCGUCAUACAGCUUUGAUUGAAUUUCAAGCACGUGAUCCAUCAUUUCCAAUGGAUCAAUUUCAAUUAUUAUGUACAAAUGGUCAACGUGUGUCUUGGCAACAAUUUCAACAAUGUAAUUGGGGUAUCGCACCAGCAUCAGCAAUACUUGUUUCUCAUCGUCGUCCAAAACAAUUACGUGAUAUUUAUCGAAGACUUUUAUCUGAUUCGGCAAAAUAUUUUUCUGCUCAAAACCCAACAUUCCAAUUAUUCAAUUCUCAACGUUUUCAAGGAACUGAUUUACUUUUUUCCGAUGCUACAAUUGAUUUUAAUUUACUUGAUGAUAAAACUUCUUAUACAAAUUAUCUUGGUGUGGAAUAUUUGGCGAUGUUAUCUCGUUUAUACGAAUGUCCAUUACGUGUUUUACGUUGGUGUGUUUUAUCUUCUUAUGAAAAAGAGAAAUGUCGUUUAAUGAAAAAUGCUUUUGCACGAAAAAACAUCAAACCUGAUGUUGAUUGUGUUUCAGCUAAAAAUGCCAUGGAAUGUAUGUCGAAGAUUCGCCAAGGAAUUGCUGAUAUUAUUACAUUGGAUGCUGCGGAUGCAUAUCGUGCUCAACGUUAUUAUCAAUUAGUUCCAUUAGCAGCAGAAGAUUAUGGUGUUGAUAUGGAAUCCAAUGUAAUGUAUGCAGUUGCUGUUGCUAAACGAACAGAUUUAACAACAAAUUUAUGGAAUUUACGUGGUAAAACAAUCUGUUCAACUGCAAUGGGAGAUUUAGCUGGUUGGCAUGUUCCUGUAGAUUAUUUAAGUGCUAUUAAAGAAACUUAUGUGACAAAUUGUCAUAUCAAUAAAGUUGCCGGAGAAUAUUUUGGACGAAGUUGUGUUCCAGGUGCAUUGGAUUAUGAUUAUAAUCGAUUAAAAACAAAUCCACGAGCUCUAUGUUUGAAAUGUUAUUCCAAAGGAUCAGAUUAUUGUUCGCGUUCACAACGUGAAAUGUUCUAUGGAAGUUCAGGAGCAUUUCGUUGUUUAACUGAAGGAACUGGUGGUCAUGUUGCUUUUGUAAUGCACACAGCUGUUAUUUCAAAUACAGAUGGAAGAAAUGUUGAUCAAUGGGCACGUCCAUUACGUGCAAUUGAUUUCGAAUUAUUAUGUAAAAAUGGAACAAGAAAAACAAUUGAAGCUUAUAAAAGUUGUCAUAUGCUCAAAGUUCCUGCAAGAGUUUUAAUGACUUCAACUUUAUUACCUGAUUUGGAUAAACUUUAUAUUUGGAAUAUGCUUAAUUUUGCUCAACAAUUAUUUGGAUCUGAUACAAAUAAAGAUUUUACAAUGUUUGAUUCAUUUUAUGAACAUCCUGAUUUGAUAUUUUAUGAUGCAACAGUGCAAUUAACACGUUUAACUAUAUCACUUGAUGAUUAUCUUGGUCCAGAUAUAAUUCAAUUAUUACUUCGUACAGAUCCACGAAUGUAUUUAUUUAAAUAUGUGAAUCAAAUGAAAUCUUUAUUGGAAACGAAAUCAAUUGAAAUUGAUCAAAAUAAAAAGAUUUGCUCGUUGAAAUUUGCAUUUUAG
This is a messenger RNA of Adineta ricciae, 2310 nucleotides long. The record is from the annotation of a GenBank genome assembly. NCBI's taxonomy places the organism in Eukaryota, Metazoa, Rotifera, Eurotatoria, Adinetida, Adinetidae.